Sardina pilchardus (European sardine) is the source of this 2223-nucleotide messenger RNA. RefSeq names its product glycine receptor, alpha 4a (gene glra4a). Gene Ontology annotation, molecular function: excitatory extracellular ligand-gated monoatomic ion channel activity; glycine binding; transmembrane signaling receptor activity. Gene Ontology annotation, cellular component: neuron projection; synapse; plasma membrane. NCBI's taxonomy places the organism in Eukaryota, Metazoa, Chordata, Actinopteri, Clupeiformes, Clupeidae. The transcript is spliced from 9 exons. Bases 264 to 1637 code for a protein of 457 amino acids. The record is from RefSeq and is a predicted model, not a curated record. Gene Ontology annotation, biological process: response to amino acid; regulation of membrane potential; chloride transmembrane transport.
ACUCUCACUGUUGACAACUAAGGGUGGGAGACUGUUGUGGAUUUUACAGCCAACAAGAGAGCGAGAGCGUGAGCGCGAGAAGGGAGGGGGACCAGACAGAACUUUCCACACAGAAGCAAGCUCCCUCGGAAUCACUCAGCAACACCAUGCCUGGUUGCCUGGUUUUACCUGCUGCUUUGUGGAUUGGCUAAAAGCAAACUCCGCUGAUUACCCGCACAAACUCCUCCACACGGUCUGGACGGACUGGACUGAGCAAGAAGAGAAUGCUCUCCCAAGUCAUAAGGCUACUACAUGUCUUGUCUUUCUGCUUUCUCCAGAUGGGGUUGAUCAGACCUGGCAGCUCCAAGUCCCAGAAACCCUUGUCCCCAUCUGACUUCCUUGAUAAACUCAUGGGCCGAACCUCUGGCUACGACGCGCGCAUCAGGCCCAACUUCAAAGGUCCUCCUGUAAACGUCACCUGCAACAUAUUUAUCAACAGUUUUGGCUCCAUAACAGAAACAACGAUGGACUAUAGACUCAAUGUGUUUCUACGGCAACAGUGGAAUGACCCGCGACUGGCCUACAGUGAGUACCCUGAUGCUUCCUUAGACCUUGACCCCUCCAUGUUGGACUCUAUCUGGAAGCCUGACCUGUUCUUCGCCAACGAGAAGGGGGCGAACUUUCACGAGGUCACCACAGACAACAAGCUACUUCGCAUCUUUCAGGACGGGAACGUGCUCUACAGCAUCAGGCUCACGCUCAUCCUGUCCUGCCCGAUGGACUUGAAGAAUUUCCCAAUGGACAUUCAAACCUGCACCAUGCAGCUUGAGAGCUUUGGUUACACCAUGAAUGACCUAAUCUUUGAAUGGUUAGCUGAAGGCGCGGUCCAAGUGGCAGAUGAACUGAUGCUGCCCCAGUUUGUCCUGAAAGAGGAGAAAGACCUUGGCUACUGCACCAAGCACUACAACACAGGCAAGUUCACCUGCAUCGAAGUGAAGUUCCACCUUGAGAGACAGAUGGGCUACUACCUGAUCCAGAUGUACAUCCCCAGCCUGCUCAUCGUCAUCCUGUCCUGGGUGUCCUUCUGGAUCAACAUGGACGCCGCGCCGGCCCGCGUGGGCCUGGGCAUCACCACCGUGCUCACCAUGACCACGCAGAGCUCCGGCUCGCGGGCCUCCCUGCCCAAGGUGUCCUACGUGAAGGCCAUUGACAUCUGGAUGGCCGUCUGCCUGCUGUUUGUGUUCGCCGCCUUGCUUGAGUACGCCGCGGUCAACUUUGUCUCCAGGCAACACAAGGAGUUCAUCAGACUGAGAAAGAAGCAGAGGAGGCAGAGAAUGGAGGAGGAUCUGGUGAGGGAUAGUCGAGGCUUCUAUUUCCGUGGUUACGGCCUGGGACACGGCCUGGGCCACUGCCUGCAGACGAAGGAUGGGACGACCGUGGAGGGGUCCACCGUUUUUGCGCCGCCGCCGCCGCCGCCACCGCCCCCGAUGCCCUUGAUGUACGACAGCGACUCGGUGCGCAAGCGCUUCGUGGACCGGGCCAAGCGCAUCGACACCAUCUCCCGAGCGUUCUUCCCCCUCAGCUUCCUCAUCUUCAACAUCUUCUACUGGAUCACCUACAAAGUGCUUCGACACGAGGACAUCCAUGCAAACUUGUAACAUGCCAUUCGCUUCUCCGCCUCUCUGUGUUCAGAAUAUUUAUUGCUACUUUUCUUUUUCUUUUUUCUUUUUUUUGUUCUUCUUCUUUUAAACCAAAACUGCCUGUCAGAACCACAUUUAAAGAAAAAAAAAUGAAUGAAAUAUUUCGGUGGCAUAUACUUGCUAUUUUAAGAGAAAAAAAAAGUGCUGUCAGUGCUAAACCUAUGUGCUCACUCAGGUGUGACUUCAGGAUUUCAACAAACGCGUCAAAAGAAUUGAGAGAGAAGUGAAAGCGACAGAGAGAGCGUGUCCACUCCAGCCACAUGGAUUCUGAGUGGCACUGAGCUGUUGUUUCUUUUUUUUUUGUUUGGUCCAUCUGAGUUUGAGAGGAUGGCUUCAGAUGACCAGCGAUACAGGUCUUAGUGCCUCAAGAACUCCGUCCAGGCCUGGAGGCAAAAAGGCAAGGUCUUCAGCGGACUGAUUUUCUUUCUUUCUUUUUUUCUUUUGUUCUUAACCGGAUGGAAUACACUGACUUGAAUUUCAUCACACAGCGCAUCUUUGAAUGAAUGUUUUUAAAAAAUAACGUGUUUUUUACAACCUCCAAUUG